CGUUCAUUCGCGGAGCGGGUCCACGGGACGUCCCUUCCCCGUAACAACCUACGUCGUUGACGGCUCUGACAUUCAUAUCCGCUGGAGCAGGCGACCGGGGUCUCCGUAGGCGGAGUGUUGUUGUGUUUGUCCCCCGUGCCACCGACCGGCGCACUACUUUAACCAGGCGCGACGCGAGCACCAUGUCCUUUCGCCUGAGCCUGUCCGACUUAGAGGAGACGUCCAACUCUUUUACAACCAACGCCGCCGCGGACACUUGUGUGUGCGCGACCACGGCUGAGCUCAGCGAGGCGGUGUCCGUGUCCUUGGGUUUGGAUUCGGUGUCUUCUCCGCACAACAACAUGCGCUCCUGCUCCAGCGGCGCCUUUGCAGACUUCGAGUUGGGAGAGGCUCGAGCAGUUAACGGGGACGACUUCGGAGAGUUGUGCCACGGUAUCCGGCAGGUGAGCUGCAUGGAUCUGCUCAGAGCGGCCGAGCUGGACGGAGCGCUCACCGAGACGCGCGACUCGGUGAUCUCCAGAUAUGUCUGCAGGGGAUCGAACUUGCUCCUGGGCCCGGUGGCGGAGCUGCACCCCUCGCCCUCUCAGGUGGGCGAGCGCUCACCUUUGAGUCCGUACUCUGCGUACUCCGCCGGUGCCAACCUGUGCAGAGACCCGCCGGGUGUGUGGCGCGCUUGCGGCAGCCGAUCCGAGCCGGAGCAAGGCGUACCCGGUGGACAUAAUUCCUUUUGUAAAUAUUGUAAUUGUGUGCAAGCGUCUCUUGGAUCAUCCAGACAGGAAUGCCACUGUGUUUGGUACAGCAAGGGCGAGCAGGGUGGCAAAGGUGGCAUGCGCGCAGCGAUGGCACCGGGCUACGGCCAGAUGGGAAGUUACCACAGUGCGAUUCCUCAGGAGCAGCUGACUUUGUCCGCUGUCAAGACGGAACCUUCAGUCUGGAUGGAUUGCAUGGAUCGCAGUUACAGGCAUGAGGACUUGUUUCCAGGUGUGUACCUGUCAGACAGGAGAGUGUGCCAGGUGUGCGGAGAUGAUGCCUCCGGUUGUCACUAUGGCGCCGUCACCUGUGGGAGCUGCAAAGUAUUCUUUAAGAGGGCCGCUGCAGGUAAGCAGAACCAUCUGUGCGCAAGCCGGAACGACUGCACCAUCGACAAGUUGAGGAGGAAGAACUGCGCCUCGUGCCGUUUGAAGAGAUGCUUCAUGUCGGGAAUGAGCCUUAAAGGUCGCAGGAUGAAGGGAGCUGGACAGAUGAGGAGCGGAGAGGAGGAGCAAGGGCCCGGAGAGAGAGGCGAAAGGGCCGGGAAGAGGGACGUAUUCUUGGAUCCAGAAAGCGCAGCUGCCAUGGCUCAAACCUCCCAGGCCCUGGCUCAAGGCAUCCCCCCGACCCUGCGCUCAUGCCUCUCCCUGCUCAGCCUCCUGAAGGCCAUCGAGCCGGCCGUGGUCAACGCGGGACACGACCACGCGCUGCCGGACAGCCCCGUGUCCUUACUCACCAGCCUCAAUGAGCUGGGGGAGAGACAGCUGGUCACCGUGGUGCGUUGGGCCAAGGCGAUACCAGGUUUCCGUGACAUGCACGUAGACGACCAGAUGUCAGUGAUUCAGUUGUCAUGGAUGGGGGUGAUGGUGUUCGCUUUAGGCUGGAGGUCCUACACUCUCACCAACAGCUCCUUGCUGUACUUCGCUCCAGACUUGGUCUUCAAUGACCAACGGAUGCAAGUGUCCAGUAUGUAUGAACACUGUGUGAGGAUGAAGCUGCUCUCCCAAAGGUUCUGCAUGCUGAAGGUCACUCAGGAGGAGUUCCUCUGCAUGAAGGCUCUGGUCCUCUUCAGCAUCAUGCCAGUGGAGGGCCUGAAGAACCAGCAUUGUUUUGAUGAACUGCGGACCUCCUACAUCAAGGAGCUGGACCGCUUGGCCAGCCACUGCGGAGAGACCACCCGCACGCAGCGACUGUUCCAGCUCACACAGCUGCUGGACUCCCUCCAGUCGAUCGUGAGGAAGUUGCACCAGUUCACCUACGAUCUGUUCAUCCAAGCUCAGUCCCUCCAGACGCGCGUCAACUUCCCGGAGAUGAUCUCCGAGAUCGUCAGCGUCCAUGUUCCCAAGAUCCUCUCGGGCAUGGUCAAGCCCAUCCUUUUCCACAAUACAGCCUAAAGCAGAGCUCCUGUGAUUGUCCUAUAUGUCACUUGAGCUUUGGCAUCUCUGGGAAACCUAUAACUGCUUGAGAGCAUUUUUAUGAUUUCACGAGGUCACCUUACAGGUGAACACACGAAGGGCAUAAAGCACAUUCUUCCAAUCUAUUUGCAUCCACUCUGUUCUUCUUACUGCCUGCUAUCUGUAUCACACACACAACACAUGUUUUCUGGAGCCGAUUUUAAAACACUUCUUUUUUUUGCAUGCAUUCCUCCACACAGGCUCAUGAAAAGCCGACCGCCUGGCAUGUAGACGUCUUCAUAUUUAAUUGACAACAGGCAAUAUUUUAUUUCAGGAGGCAAGCCGGUAGUGAGAAAAAAACCAUUUACCCACCUAGCUUGUGUGUCUGCAGUGGUAUGACAUUUGCACUAGCUUCUUAACAAUGAAUGUUAUUGUGUGUACCUGAGAUGAGCGAAGUUGAUUGACAGUUAAUAAAGGGUGGUGGCAUGCAUGCUAAGACGCGAAGCUGUCUCGCCUUUUCUUUUUUUUACUUUGCUUGUUUUUGAAUGUCAAACAUUAUUCAAGUGGAAUUUUUCAAAGAUGGACAUUUCAUACUGUUGUAACUUUUCUACAGUUUCUUAAAAAGUGUUCCUUGCUAGAGCUUUGUUGUGUGUCAUCAUGCAUUCAUUGUAGCUUCUGACAUUUUUGCUAUAAGGAAAAAAAAGGUUCAGCCAAGAAUCUGCUCAUUUUGUUGCAACAUGUAAUGACUCAUUGUGUAAUAAAAAAACUG
Anoplopoma fimbria (sablefish) is the source of this 2913-nucleotide messenger RNA. RefSeq names its product progesterone receptor-like. Gene Ontology annotation, molecular function: DNA-binding transcription factor activity; sequence-specific DNA binding; zinc ion binding. The transcript is spliced from 9 exons. NCBI's taxonomy places the organism in Eukaryota, Metazoa, Chordata, Actinopteri, Perciformes, Anoplopomatidae. Gene Ontology annotation, biological process: regulation of DNA-templated transcription; male gonad development. The coding region runs from base 183 to 2144 and encodes 653 amino acids. The record is from RefSeq and is a predicted model, not a curated record.